Catharus ustulatus (Swainson's thrush) is the source of this 468-nucleotide messenger RNA. RefSeq names its product mitochondrial contact site and cristae organizing system subunit 13 (gene MICOS13). Gene Ontology annotation, cellular component: mitochondrial crista junction; MICOS complex. Gene Ontology annotation, biological process: cristae formation. The transcript has 4 exons. Lineage: Eukaryota; Metazoa; Chordata; Aves; Passeriformes; Turdidae. The coding region runs from base 1 to 378 and encodes 125 amino acids. The record is from RefSeq and is a predicted model, not a curated record.
AUGGCCGCCCGCCUGCUGCCCGCUGUCAAGUCAGAACACAAACUGAACUGUUGUGCUUUCAAUUCUUUCAGGUUUCUGAUCAAAGGAGGCCUGGCUGGAGCUGCUGUGUAUGUGGCAUAUGACCAGGGGCUGCUGGGCAGUGGCACAGAAGGUGCUGCAGCACUCAAAAAAGCUCAGGAAACGCUGCCUCCAGCUAUCCAAGAGUGGACAAAUUACCUGGGCUGGGAGCUCCCACCCACUCCAAAAUUUGACUUUUCCAUCUCUAAUUACUGGAAUAAAGGAGUGCACUCAGUCAUGUCUGCCUUGUCUGUAGCUCCCACCAGGGCCUGUGAAUACACAGUGGAAGGCUGGAAAUACAUGAAGGAUCUUGUGAAAUAAACACAUUCUCCAGGGUUCAGGAUUCUCAGUCCACCCCUCUGGAGGGCAGCUUGGCUGUGUCAGGGCUACAAUAAAAGACUUUGGAAGUUC